AUGGGCUGCAACGGUAGCCGGGCGGGCUGCACCAGCCAUAUCGGCGAGACUCUCCCUGCUCGAGAACAUUACCAGCAGUAUAUGUUCAAUCCGGAAAAGUAUGCCGCGGCUACCAUUGCUCGGCUCCGUUCACUGUGUGAAGCGCAGGACACGCGCUCCACGGGUACCCGGCUUCGGGAUGGUACGGAUGAAGAGUGGGAUAUCAUUCAGGGACUGGCAGAGGGUCACAUUGUGAGCCGCUCAUGCCCACACUUUAUCAAGAAAGUGUUAAAUACGAAAGAUCGAUUGCGACUCCAGUCGACCAUUCAGCUGCAAGUCGAAGGAGAGCUAUCAUUCUCAUUGGCUGGGCAAGGAGCAAUUUCAUCCAGCCGACAGCAUACCCAGGCACUGAAGGAAGACAUACUGCUGGCGGCCGAAGGGUUGAAGGUGAAUCUACAGGCACUGCACACCAUGCUCAGUCAGGCGAAGACAAUCGGGUACAACACGGUUCAGAAGUCGAUUAACAUUCACUUUUUUCAGCGAUCUACGGCGACAAAAUUUCAGAACACACUCGUGCCGUUCCGUCGGAAAAUCUACCGCCUCCACAAUCGGCACGCACCUACUUCUGGUUCAGUGUGGGAUCGCCAAGUCGGAGCCGACGGUACUCGCCUCACGAUGCAGACUAAGUAUGUUAUUCGACUCUACAAUGUUACGCGCUACAUGGACAUUGGACGCUUUACAGCAUUCUUGACGGCCCACAUUAGUCCUGAAUUUGAUCUGGAACCUUUGGGCACGUGCACACCGGACUCUAGGACAUCAACGGUGUGGCGACUGACGAUCCAAUUAGCAGGCUGCCCCGAUUUUCUAUGUGCUGUGACGGAGCAGCUGCGUGGCCCCGGCAGUAUUGUGGCUUCCGAGGAAGAGGUGUCGCAGCUAGAGGAUCUGGCUGUUCCUUUCCGUAGCUUUGCCAAAAUGCGCGACAUCGCGGCCCAGCGUAUACGCCUUCAAGACCAAGCAGAUACGAUUUCUGCACAGGCAGUCCAGCCCUCUUCUAUUAUGGUGCCCACGCUUGCCGUGGACCGCGUCAACUCCGACGGUCGUGAUGGUCGUAUCGUGGCGGCGUCCGGAAUAGGUGGUCUUUCAACCGCCCAACCUGACCAGUCUGGACAAACACCACUUGCGAAGCCCAAACCUAAGCCUCGGCCACAAUGGGUGACAGUCUCUAUUCCUCAGGGACGGAAGGCAUUUAGUGCUACGAAGACAUUAUCCAGCCGGCAACCGGAUACGAGCGUUGCAGAAGCGCUCGCGGCCGUACGACACUCUGACAAGGCCACGUAUUCUACGGUCCAGCUUCGGCUGAUAAUGAAAACACCACCGAAGCUUCCACUGACGCCUCAAUUAGUGGCGCUAAAACAGAAGGAACGGACCGAGCUUCUAAGGAAUAUCGCCCAAGUGGAGGGUUACUGUGGAUCGCGUGUAUUGCCGCGGCUGCCAGAUGGCGUUGAUCUGGGGUCCGGGUCGUACGAUAUUAUUCAACAGCAGCUGGAUAUUCUGCCUGUUCAGACUCCGGCGAACGGAAAUUGUUUGGCUAUGGUAUUGGUCCAGGCGCUCGCUAACAACGGUUUGCGCCACCGCGAUAAGAUCCUCCUCUCCGCUACAUCUAGCUUAAAGAGAGGCAUCAAAUACACGGGACAGAUGCACAUGAUGGAUCAAUUCAGCCACCACGCCCGAGUGACCACUUUGGUGAACGUUGCCAGAGGCUGGGUGGAUAUGCCGAGGAGUGAAGCUACCAAACAAUUUAAAUGGUACCUCGAAGAAUACGCGUCCAGUCUCACUGACCCGACUACAAUGUUGGACCGAUACUAUUGGGGAGGCUUGUUGGCACUGUGGGUUUUAUCGGCCUAG
Peronospora matthiolae is the source of this 1884-nucleotide messenger RNA. NCBI's taxonomy places the organism in Eukaryota, Oomycota, Peronosporomycetes, Peronosporales, Peronosporaceae. The record is from the annotation of a GenBank genome assembly.